Molecule: messenger RNA, 1500 nt
Organism: Humulus lupulus (European hop)
Lineage: Eukaryota; Viridiplantae; Streptophyta; Magnoliopsida; Rosales; Cannabaceae
Product: floral homeotic protein PMADS 1-like
Exons: 1
Coding region: 1-1152 (383 amino acids)
Biological process (GO): positive regulation of transcription by RNA polymerase II
Molecular function (GO): RNA polymerase II cis-regulatory region sequence-specific DNA binding; DNA-binding transcription factor activity, RNA polymerase II-specific; protein dimerization activity
Source: RefSeq, a predicted model, not a curated record
AUGGGGCGUGGAAAGUUACCGUUGAAAUUGAUACCGAAGGAAAGAGCAAGGAGAAUAACAUUUACAAAGAGAAGAAGUGGUCUAAUCAAGAAAGCUUAUGAGUUAAGCACACUUUGUGAUGUUAAAGUUUGCUUAAUUGUGAAUGACUACACCAACCAACCCUCGGAGCCCGUAGCCACAUGGCCUAAGAAUCCUCGUGAAGUUAGGGCUCUCAUCAAUGAUUACAUAACUGCCAUGACUCUAAAACCAGCCUCCAAAAGGCUUCUAACCAUGGCAGAUUUCUUAAACGACCGUAUCAAGAAAGUCAACGCAGAGACUGAGAAAGUGGGCCACACUCAAAUCUUGACCACUACUACUACUGCAGCCACUACUAAGUGUAAGAGUAUUGCCCUUGGUAAUGGUAGUUAUCAGGAAAAGCUCAUCUUAGGAGAAAGUUACAUUGCUGAGCUCUCUGGGAACCAACUUUCUGAGUUUGCUUCUGAUUUGGAUAACAAAAUUGAACAAGUGAAUGAGAGAAUGAAGCAGUUGAUUCAUAUCUACCAUUAUAAUCAUUUUGGUAUGCAAGAGCCAUUGAAUGGUGGUAGUACUAGUUCUUAUAAUGUGCAGCCUGGCUUUGUUCAAUAUUAUUCUCCUCAUGAUCCUUAUCAGGCUAUGGCAGCAGCUACUCAAAUGUACCACCAGCACCAGCACCAGCACCAGCACCAGCACCAGCUUCAGUUUCCUUAUUACAAUGAUUAUAAAACUCAAGUACCACUGCAGCAGCUGCCUUGGAAUCAUGAUCUGCCGAGCUCUUCUUCCUCAAAGGCUCUAGUUCCCUACAAUCCCAGCUCCCAAACGGUGUCGUUUGAUAAUCAUUAUAACAAUGGCUCCUUCACAAGGCUGUUGACCUCUAAUGAUUAUGCAGCUGAUGAGUACUAUAGCUAUAGUAAUAAUAAUACUAUGUUCAACAACAAUAGUCCUCUUGCGUUGGAAUCUGGAGGAGCACUGCACCAAAAUGACCAGAAUGGAAUGAUGUUGUCUCACACUCCCAUGGCGCUGCAGAACCCACCUUAUGUGAACCAGCCACUGCUGCCAUUGAUGCCCAGCUCGGCUGCCUCUGAAUGGCAUUACAAUCUGGCUGACCCCAUGAUGGGGUUUCUCCAUUCAUGGUGAACAAAUGCUUGCAUGGUAUAGUACUAGGAAAUUUAAUUGUCUUUUUUUUUUUUUUUGUCAGGUAUGUUUAAUUAGCUUUUACUUUGUUUUUUGCUUUUGGUUUGUCAUAUGCUAGUACUAAACUUUUGUUUAAUUAGUUUUUAUUUUCUUGGUUCAUGGCAUGGCCACUGUAUUUAUGUUAAUAUUUUUUAUGGAUUUGAAAUUUCAACUUGCAUCGAUCAUAGAUUCAUAGUUAAAGCAUGUUAUUGGGCUUAAUUAUAUCUCCUUAAAUGGUGAAGUUUAGGCCAAAAUGUUCAUCAAACCACAUAAGUACAUCAUUUAUAGCAGUAACGGCAUCAAGCAAGAGAG